This is a messenger RNA of Gossypium raimondii (Peruvian cotton), 1811 nucleotides long. Its product is annotated as F-box protein SKIP22-like. Bases 134 to 1486 code for a protein of 450 amino acids. The transcript has a single exon. The record is from RefSeq and is a predicted model, not a curated record. Gene Ontology annotation, molecular function: protein binding. Lineage: Eukaryota; Viridiplantae; Streptophyta; Magnoliopsida; Malvales; Malvaceae.
GUAGUCUGUUGAUAUGGCAAAGGCAGAAGGACUCAAAUAUAAAAUUAUUUUAUAUAACCUAUAAAAGGGGAACUCCGAUUCAGCCGAAGCUAUUCUGGAAUCGACCCCUUUCUUUAAUUUAGAGAAGAAAGCCAUGAAACUGAGACUGAGAAAUUUCGAAUCGAAAGAAACUUUAAGGAUACAACUUCUAUCAUCUUCUUCGAUUCUUCAACUCCAAGAAGCCGUUUUCCCCUGUCUCCCGCUCAAUCCCCUUCAUGUUACUCCCUCUUCUCUCCGUUUCUCCCUCAACGCCAAGGACCUCCUCCACGCGCCGUCUCCUCUGGUUUCCCUCCUUUCCCUCGGUGUUGCUUCCGGUGACCUUAUCUAUUUUUCCCUUAACCCCAACGCUUUUUCUCCACCUCCUCAAACCCUGUUUCAAGAACCGAUCCUAAUGCCAGAGUCCAGCGCCAAUCGAGAGAACCCAGUUCGAGAACCCAUGUUGAUCGAGCCCCAAGUUUCUCAACAAGCUAAUAAAGGAAGGCUCUUGGAGCAUUAUUUAUUGAGGAAGUUUUUAGGGGAAGAACUGGGUGAUAUUCGUAGCAUUCACAACCUCAUGGCGAUGGAAAUCCACGUGAUUUUAUUGGAUUCGGGUUUCGUGUUGUUUGAUACAGUUUCAGGCUUGAAAAUUGAUCGGUUUCGUUUGCCAGAUGAGUCGUCUUCCCCUGUUUCAAUUUGUUAUUCCCUGCCUCAACUUUUGAUUGCCAAUCAUGAUUUUGGGCCUAAUUUAACUGAUUAUAUUGUUUUAAAGUUUCAAACUUUAAACAAUUUUCUCCAGGUUUAUGGGUCUUUAGUUAAAGGGGGUUCGGUAUAUAGAUUGUCUUUGGAUGGAUAUACGUUUGAACCAACUAUGGGUUUACUGUGGGCACGUUGUUUUAAGAAUUACACUAGGACUGAUAAUAAUCAAGAUGGGUCUUAUAUUUCAUAUCGUGAAAAAGAAAUUUUCAAGUUUUGGAAGGUUGUUAAGGAUGGACUUGCAUUGCCAUUGUUGAUAGAUCUCUCUUUUAAGAUUGGAUUGCCUCUUCCAGCUUGUUUCAUGCGUCUCCCAGCUGACUUAAAGCUCCAGAUUCUGGACUCAUUGCCCGGCACGGAUGUCGCAAGGAUGGCAUGCGUUUCAGUUGAGAUGCGAUAUGUGGCUUCGAAUAAUGAUCUAUGGAGGAAGAAAGUUGAAGAGGAGUUUGGACAUUGGUUAGGAGUAACGAGGAACUGGAAAAAGAUAUAUCAUUCAUGUUGGGAGAGUAAGAAGAAGCGUAAACGGGCGAUUACACGGUGGCGAGGCUUCCCUCGUGUCAAUAGGCCUUCUUACUUCCCGGUUAGGAGAGAUCCUAUUCCACUUGGAGGUGUUCAUGUUGUCCAUGAUGAUGAUUAUGACCUUCCUGCUCGUCUUCGUGUACCGCCCCUUCAUCAAUUGCGCCGUCUUCGAAGGCAAGGUUAUGUUGUACUAGACUGAAAUCCUGGCUAGCUGCUGGUCACUCUUCCACUUGAUCCAAAUAGAUAUGGCGUUUUAGGGUAUCAUAUAAAGACCUGACAUGUUUAUGUAUAUAAGAACAUUUGCAUGUUUUUAGACCCUUUUUGAUGCUUGUAAGUGCCAUGAUUUUAAUACCAACUUCUUGUUGAGUGGUGUCAAUGGCCUUUUUUCUUUUGUUUAAUGAAAUGUAAGUUUAUGCUUUUGUAAAUAUGUGUUUGCAAGAUUGGUUUAGCACUUAGACUGGUUGCUGGCUAUGUAUUUUAACCAAUCUUGACCAUUUUACAAUGAAAUUAUGUCUGUGUUGAAA